AUGUUUCGAUCUGCCUUACAAAGAGUAGUUUUACAAACCGCCCCUAAAAACUCAUUAACGGCGCUUCGUUCUAGUUUUUUCGCUCGUGGUUAUGCAAGCGCUCAAGAUAUAUCUACACUUCUUUUGGUCGAGCGUAGUGGUAAAUCAAUCGCUUCCUCUACCUUUAAUUCUCUCACUGCUGCUACUAAAUUAGGCGGUGAGGUAACCGCCCUUGUGGCAGGUGAAGAGCCAGACACUGUCGCUUCUGAAAUUUCAAAGAUCACCGGUAUAUCCAAGGUACUCGUAGCCAAACACAAACUUUACGAGCAUGGUCUUGCGGAAGUAUAUGCUCCGCUACUGGUUACUACUCAGAAAAAGUUUAAUUUUACUCAUUUGGUAGCUCCUCAUUCAGCAUUUGGCAAAAAUAUUAUGCCUCGUGUCGCUGCUUUACUAGACGUUGCACAAAUUGCUGAUAUAAUUGAUAUUGAAUCUCCUGACACUUUCAUUAGGCCGAUUUAUGCUGGAAAUGCUAUCUCUAAAGUAAAGUCAAAAGAUUCUCCAAAAAUUAUUACUGUCAGGGGAACCGCGUUUCCUCCAACCACUACUGAUGGUAAUAAUGUUGCUAUUGAAGCAGCACCAGAUGCUGAAAAACCUACCAUUACUGAAUGGAUCAGCGAAGAUCUUCAAAAAGGUGAUCGACCUGAACUUGGAAGUGCAACAAAAGUUGUGUCUGGGGGUAGAGCAUUGAAAAACCGGGAGAAUUUCGACAAAUUAAUUUAUGGUCUUGCUGAUGCACUUGGAGCUGCUGUUGGUGGAUCAAGAGCUGCGGUUGAUUCAGGUUAUUGCGAUAAUGCUUUACAGGUUGGACAAACAGGAAAAGUUGUCGCUCCAGAGUUAUAUGUGGCUGUCGGUAUUAGCGGUGCAAUCCAACAUAUAGCAGGAAUGAAAGAUAGUAAAACGAUAGUGGCAAUAAAUACCGAUCCUGAAGCACCAAUAUUUCAGCUUGCAGAUUACGGACUUGUUACUGAUUUAUUCAAAGCAGUUCCGGAGCUAACAGAGAAAUUGAAAAACUAA
Dentiscutata heterogama is the source of this 1053-nucleotide messenger RNA. The record is from the annotation of a GenBank genome assembly. Lineage: Eukaryota; Fungi; Glomeromycota; Glomeromycetes; Diversisporales; Gigasporaceae.